AUGCCUAUCGUCAACAUGAGGAACUUCGCUACCGUUGCAGCUUUUGCUGCUGGUGCCCACGCACUUGUUCCCCGUGACACCAGCUGCUGCUUCCACAUCUCAGCAUCCGGCGAGACCUCUGGCCAAGUCGGUCAGCUUGGUGAUGGACAGAACCGCAUCGGCGGCGACACUCCCCAAGGCCAGUUCUGCAUCGAUUCAGAUGGCUCCAUCACUGAUGGCAGCGGACGUGGCUGCAUUUUGACUCCCCCCACAACACAGUUCCAGUGUGACCUGGGCGCGAACCCUACCCCAGGAUUCUCUGUCAACACAAACGGCCAGCUCGAGUACAACGGACAAACCAACUUCGUUGCCUGUGAAACUGGUGAAAAUGGUGGCCUGAACAUCUACACCUCGCCCGACAGCGGAGACGUCACCGGCUGCGUGAGUGUGCAACUGAACGCCGAUUCUUGCGCGGGAUCGGGUGCCGGUUCCGGUUCUAGCUCUGCCCCGGUCCAGCCCUCAUCUUCCGCUCCCAUACCUAGCUCUAGUGUCCCAGUGAUCUCACCCUCCCCUAGUGUUCCUGGAGGUGGUGGACAAGGCCCAGGCUCAAGCUCCGUCCCCAUCGCCUCCCCUUCCCCUAGUGUUCCUGGAGGUGGUGGACAAGGUCCCGGCGAAGGCUCUGCUACCGUCCCCGGCACCUCUCCUUCCCCUAGUGUUCCUGGAGGUGGUGGACAAGGUCCCGGCGAAGGCACUACUACUGUUCCUGGCUCUACUGCUACCGUCCCCAUUGUCUCCACCUCGCCUAGCGGUCCCGGUGUUGGUGGUGGUGGUGGAGUAGGCCCUAGCGGCACGCCUGGCACUUGUGAGGGCUGCCCUGCCACAGCAACUGUAUACACUACUGUUACAGUUGGCUGCCAACCCGGUGUUCCUGGUGGCGGCGGCGAGACCCCAACCGCCCCUGGCGGUGGUGGUGAAACCCCUACUGGACCUGCUGGCGGUGGUGAAACCCCUACUGGCCCUGCUGGCGGUGGUGAAACCCCUACUGGACCUGCUGGCGGCGGUCAAACCCCUACUGGACCUGCUGGCGGCGGUCAAACCCCUACUGGCCCUGCUGGCGGUGGUGAAACCCCUACUGGACCUGCUGGCGGCGGUCAAACCCCUACUGGACCUGCUGGCGGCGGUCAAACCCCUACUGGCCCUGCUGGCGGUGGUGAAACCCCUACUGGACCUGCUGGCGGCGGUCAAACCCCUACUGGCCCUGCUGGCGGUGGUGAAACCCCUACUGGACCUGCUGGUGGUGGUCAAACCCCUACUGGCCCUGCUGGCGGUGGUGAAACCCCUACUGGCCCUGCUGGCGGUGGUGAAACCCCUACUGGACCUGCUGGCGGUGGUCAGACUCCCUCCGGCACCCAGCCCAGCGGAAGCUGCCCUACCGACCUUUCGGGCAACUACGAGUACCCCCAUCUGAUCGUCCCGGUUGACUCGUCCUCUCCAGACCAGGCCGCAGGUACCUCUUUCAACGGAACUGUGUCCUCGUCUGUGUCAACCAUCUUCAACUUCGACAUCCCCGAAUCGGAUGCUGGAAAGACUUGUAGCCUCGUCUUCCUCUUCCCUAAGAAGGAAGACCUCGAGACUUCGUCAUACAGCUUCAGCGGAGACGGCAAGGUUCAAUUCGGAGCCCUGACCUCGCCGGCCACCCAGCAGACCACCUACAACACGGCUCCGGCUAUUGGCCAGAACUACGGUGAAUUCACUAUCUCCCCCGGCAACUCCUAUGUCAUCAGCACCACCGAGUGCCCUGCUGGCCAGACUGUCGGCUUCGAGAUGUCGAACACUGGAAGCACCGACCUCGACUUCUUCGAGGACUACAACCCUUCGCCACUUGGUCUGUACAUCACCGUCUGCUAG
Messenger RNA from Aspergillus puulaauensis, 1887 nucleotides. RefSeq names its product putative GPI anchored cell wall protein. The record is from RefSeq and is a predicted model, not a curated record. Bases 1 to 1887 code for a protein of 628 amino acids. The transcript has 3 exons. Lineage: Eukaryota; Fungi; Ascomycota; Eurotiomycetes; Eurotiales; Aspergillaceae.